Messenger RNA from Paramecium sonneborni, 1008 nucleotides. Lineage: Eukaryota; Ciliophora; Oligohymenophorea; Peniculida; Parameciidae. The record is from the annotation of a GenBank genome assembly.
AUGUCAGAAAAGUUGAUUACAAAAAAACUUAAUUUUGAAAGCAAAGCUAAAUCCUCGAAUCAAAAAACAAGAUUUCUCAAUGAUAAGGAAGAGAGUGAGCAUCCACCUUAGAUGAGAAAUGCAUAACGAUUUUUGUAAUUACAUUUUGAUAUCAAGAAAGUCGAAAACCAAAAGCAACAUAAGAGAUGAUCGUUCUUCCUUAGCCAACUAUUUAAUAUGGAUAACCAGUAAUAAAAUAAAAUAAAGAUUAAUUUAGUAUGUUCCAAAACCGACUCCUAUACCUGAGGCAAUAAAAUAGAUAGAUAAAAAAAUAAAGGCCUAUCGUAGAGUGAUGGAGAGAGAAAGAUAAGAGAAAUUAUAAAGGGAAUUAUAGGAAUAGUAAAAAUAGAAUGAGAAUGAAGAGGAGAUGAAAAGAACCUUAGAUUUUAUGACAAAUCCUUAGAUAGUUGAUUAAAAAGAAGAGGAAGAGGCAUAAUAAUUAGAAGUAGAAGAAGAUUAACAAUUUUUUGAUGAGGAAUCUAGAUUAUAAGAAGAAAAACCAAGAGCAAAAAUUAAGAGUGAAAAAAUAUCCUACUAAGAAGCAGUAAAAAAGAGAGAAGAAAUUUAUGAUCAUACACUUCAAAGAAUGUAUGAGAAAAGAUAGAAUCCAUUAUUAUUUGCAGUAAGAAAGAAUCAUUUAUUAAGAGAAAUUCAAGAAGAAACCUCCUAUUUUAAAUAUAACAUCAAAAAAUAAAAUAACAAAAGGGAAUGGUAAAUUAGAUCCUGAAGAACAUAAGUUGAGAGUGUUUAAUAGAGAGAAUGUUCCAACUAUGCCAGAUUUAAUUAUUCCUUCAUUUACAAUAAAGAAGGAUUAGAUGGCUAAAAAUAUACUUGCUUAUUUAGUAAUUUACUUUUUAAUUCAAAUAGAAAGAAUAUACUCCAUUAUUCCGUGGAUUUAAGAAUUAUGAAUAUCCAAAAUGUGUCUAAAAUAUUCUUUAAGAAGAGAUAGACUAACUGCCUAAAUAAUGA